AUGUUUCAGCUGCCGCUGUCAAAGAGGACGGUGGGGGUUGUGACUAGGAAGGAUGCAAAGAUGGCUGCCGGUUAUACUUUGUUCAACGCUAGCCGAGAGACGUACUUGAUCGACGAGGAUGGACAGCUCGUGCACCAAUGGCGCAGUUGCAGAAAUGUCUUCACCUCGUACCUUCUGCCCUCCGGCAACCUGCUUCGUGAUGGCACGGUUGCCUUGCAUAGUCCAGGGUUCCAGGUUGGUGGUGCUGGUGGCGUGGUAGAGGAAGUGGACUGGGACAACCGCCAGGUUUGGGUCUUCGACUUCUACCCCUACCAGCAGACCUUGGCGCAUCACGACCUGGAGCCGCUGGCCAACGGCCACGUGCUGGUCAUGGUCUGGGAGCGCAAGACCAAGCAGCAGGCCCUAGAUGCGGGACGACGCCCGGAUUUGAUUGCAGACGAAGGCAUUUGGAACGACUUGAUCAUCGAGCUCAAACCUGAGGGCUCAAGUGCCACCAGGGUGUGGCAGUGGUCCAUGUGGGAUCACUUGAUCCAGGACUUUUGCCCUAGCCUCCCACAUUUUGGGGACGUCUCCGCACAUCCAGAGCUGUUUGAUAUCAACAUUUGCCCUGUGGCGGGUAAGGGCGCGCAGCGGAACAAGACCCUUGCGCAAGAGGGCAUGGACAAGAACUGUCUGGGCUUGGCUUUCUGGAAGCAGCCAGGCAAGACUGGAGAGAAGGACUGGCUCCACAUCAACUCCAUCUCCCACGAUCCAGUGCGAGACCAAAUUGCGCUGGGUCUGCACAAUGCUGGUGAGGUCGUCAUCAUAGACCACAGCACCACGACGCAGGAGGCCAGUUCCCAUGAAGGUGGUCAGCGUGGGAAAGGCGGAGACAUAUUGUAUCGCUUUGGCAACCCUGCCAUGUGCCGGCAGGGGACCCUUGCAGACCAGUUCUUGUUUUGCUCGCAUCAUGCAGUCUUUAUUCGCGGAGCACCUGGUGAGGGCAACGUGCUGAUCUUUAAUAAUGGGCGUGCGCCGGAUAGGCUUUUUUCUACAGUGGAGGAAUACGAGUUAGCAGACAGCCACGGAAACUUUAGCCCCUACACAGGCCCACAAGCGCCUGUUUGGAGCUACGGAGAGCCAUGCGGCAAGUAUGGUAGCUUCUACUGCACUCACAUUUCAGGCGCGAGGAGGUUGGUAAAUGGGAACACCUUGGUAAUCAUGGGCCCGCAGGGGAUCCUUUUCGAGAUCACUCCUGAAGGCGAAGAAGUCUGGCGCUACAUAAAUCCUGUGCAGGCAGAUUGUGAGCACUACGUCGCUGCGGUGCGUCAGGGGGACUUCCGGGCAGAGGGCAAGUUCUCCCUUUUUACCGCCAUGAGGUAUGAGAGGUCCUACCCAGGCCUUCUGCAAGACGGCAAGCCCAGGCAGCUCCAAAGUGGGCGGUAUUUGGAGGCAUAG
Messenger RNA from Effrenium voratum, 1437 nucleotides. The record is from the annotation of a GenBank genome assembly. NCBI's taxonomy places the organism in Eukaryota, Dinophyceae, Suessiales, Symbiodiniaceae.